Messenger RNA from Coregonus sp. 'balchen', 18709 nucleotides. The record is from the annotation of a GenBank genome assembly. NCBI's taxonomy places the organism in Eukaryota, Metazoa, Chordata, Actinopteri, Salmoniformes, Salmonidae.
AUGACUCAGUGGGAGGACCCACGGACACAAGGGUCAGUUUCACUUCUAAACAAACACAAGGAUUGUACUGUUAAGGAAGUCUUGCAUGACUGUCGAUGCCCUGUAAAUAAAUGUGUGUCUGUCCCUGCUGUAGGCUGCUGAAUGACAAGCCCCUACCUGAAGGCUGGGAGAUGAGGUUCACCGUAGACGGCAUCCCCUACUUUGUGGACCACAACCGGAGAACCACCACCUACAUCGACCCUCGCACGGGCAAAUCCUCCCUGUGAGUCUACUAAACCCUCAAGUGUUCACUCAUUCACUCCUAGUGAUCCUUUUGUUUGCUGGCCGCCUUUCUAAUCUCUAGACUCGCUUACUCACUCUCGCACGUAUGCGCACACACACACACACACACACACACACACACACACAUUGAUGCUCACUCACGUGCUAACACACACUCUCAUAUAUUUUAAAUACUUAAUUUUAAUGCACAAAUCACAUUAGUCGAAGUUCACAGGUGCACUCACCCACCUAAUUGACCAUUCACUAAGCCAACCCCCAUUUUCCCUGGAAGUUCAAAUGCCAGUUCAAACCAUUGGAGAAAAUCCCUCACAAUGAUCGCAAACUGUGUUUUUAAUACACAGUGAAAUUAAACACAGACUACCCCUUGCGGAUCAGGAGACUCUUGGGAAUGUUGUGGUGGACAGCCAUUACAAUUGCUUCACAUGAACCUGGUAAAAAAAAGUUUGUAGUAUGGCAAGUCACUGGAUGGCUCUGAAUGCAGUGUCAGCAUGCAGUCAAAGCUACUAGCUAACCCCUUUUGGAGCCAACUAGUGCUCUCACAUCAUCUCCUGAUGUCAAUAGCAGAUGAAAGUUAUAUUCAUAAUAGCUAACUUGGCUAGCUAACAUGCAUUAGGAGAAAACAAGUUAUAUUAACUGGAUAGCUAGUUAGUGAGCAAAGUUUUCAAUGUUGACUCAAUGAGCGCUAGCUAACGAGUUAGCAAACAAUGCAUUUAAGGUUAAAUAAAAAUACUCCAACAAGCUCUGCAUUUCAGGAAUCACAGUCGCAAGUACCCCUGGGGUGGCAGGUAGCCUAGCGGUUAAGAGUGUUGGGCUAGUAACUGAAAGGUCGCUGGUUUGAAUCCCCGAGCCAGCAAGGUGAAAAAAUCUGCCGUUAACCCCCAACAACAACUGCUCCACGGGUGCCAAUGACGCGGACGUCGAUUAAGGCAGUCCCCCGCUCCUCUCUGAUUCAGAUUGCCCUCAUUGGCUUCCAUGCUUUUGAAACGUGAGUUUGUCCGAGUCGUCGUGACUCGAGCUUGGUUAGCAACAGUUGCUAUCCACCGGAGCACUGCGGUUGUUUGUCCCAAAUUCUGAGGUGGGGUUUAGCGAAGGUUCAAUUGCAUCACUCAAUCCAAAGAUGUAAAAUGUUGUUCUCCAGUGAGACCCAUGAAAUAAGCAUGUCAGUGUCAACAAGCUCAUGCAUUUCAUCUUUGCUUCCCACAGUGAGAACGGGCCCCAGAUCACCUACGUCAGGGACUUCAAAGCUAAAGUGCAGUACUUCAGGUUCUGGUGUCAGGUAUGUACCCAACACACCCUGUAUCCUAGUUUCAAGUUUUUGUCACCUGCACUAGUACACGUGCACUUGCUUGCUCUUUCCCAACAAUGCAGUCAACUAGAACAAAAACACACGAGAAAUAAGAACACGAGAAAGUAAGUAAGUUAUAUACAGGGUCAGUGCCUAUACCAUAUAUACAAUGUGCAGGGAUUCUGGCGUGGUAGGGUUAGAUAUGUAUAGUGGUAAGAUGACUAGGCAUCAGGAUAUAUGAUAAUCAGAGUAGCAGUAGCGUAUUUGAUUUUAUGUGAGUGUGUGGGUGUAGAGUCAGUAUUAAUGUGUGUGUGUGAGUAAAUGAAGAGUAUGUGAGAGUGAGUGUGUAAAAUGUGCAUAGGGUGUGUGUGUGUGCAUAGAGAAAUAUGCAAAAAUAUAAGGGUCAAUGCAGAAAGUCCAUGUAGCCAUUUUGUUAGCUGUUUAGCAGUCUUAUGGCUUGGGGAUAGAAGCUGUUCAGGAGUCUGUUGGUGUCAGACUUGAUGCUCCGGUACCGCUUGGCGUGCGAAAGCAGAGCGAACAGUAUGGCUUGGGUCUUUAAGAAUGUUCUGGGUCUUCCUUUCACACGGCCUGAUAUAGAGGUCCUGGAUCUUAGGGAGCUCAGCCCCAGGGAUGUACAGUGCCCUCGGAAAGUAUUCAGACCCCUUGACUUUUCCCACAUAUUGUUAGGUUACAGCCUUAUUCUAAAAUAUAUAUUUUUUAAAUUCCCCCUCAUCAAUCUACACACAUAACCCGUAAUGACAAAGCAAAAACAGGUUUUUCAAAAAUUUGCACAUUUAUUUAAAAAAUAUAAACUAUCACAUUUACCUACGUAUUCAGACCCUUUAACGCAAUACUUUGUUGAAGCACCUUUGGCAGCAAUCAAGGACAUUCAGAGACUUGUCCUGAAGCCACUCCUGCAUUGUCUUGGCUGUGUGCUUAGGGUCAUUGUCCUGUUGGAAGGUGAAUCUUCCCCCCCAGUCUGAGGUCCUGAGCACUCUGGAGCAGGUUUUCAUCAAGGAUCUCUCUGUACUUUGCGCAGUUCAUCUUUGCUUCGAUCCUGACUAGUCUCCCAGUCCCUGCCGCUGAAAAACAUCCCCUCCAGAUGUGACGCUUGGCAUUCAGGCCAAAGAGUUCAAUCUCGGUUUCAUCAGACCAGAGAAUCUUGUUUCUCAUGGUCUGAGAGUCUUUAGGUGCCUUUUGGCAAACUCCAAGCGGGCUGUUGUGUGCCUUUUACUGAGGAGUGGCUUCCGUCUGGCCACUCUACCAUAAAGGCCUGAUUGGUGGAGUGCUGCAGAGAUGGUUGUCCUUCUGGAAGGUUGUCCCAUCUCCACAGAGGAACUCUGGAGCUCUGUCAGAUUGACCAUCAGGUUCUUGGUCACCUCCCUGACCAAGGCCCUUCUCCCCUGAUUUCUCAGUUUGGCCGGGCGGUCAGCUCUAGGAAGAGUCUUGGUGGUUCCAAACUUCUUCCAUUUAAAAAUUGAGUCCACUGUGUUCUUGGGGACCUUCAAUGCUGCAUACAUUUUUUGGUACCCUUCCCCAGAUCUGUGCCUCGACACAAUCCUGUCUCGGAGCUCUACGGACAAUUCCUUCGUCUUCAUGGCUUGGUCUUUGCUCUGACAUGCACUGUCAACUGUGGGACCUUAUGUAGACAGGUGUGUGCCUUUCCAAAUCAUGUCCAAUCAAUUGAAUUUACCACAGGUGGACUCCAAGUUGUAGAAACAUCUCAAGGAUGAUCAAUGGAAACAGGAUGCACUUGAGGUCAAUUUCGAGUCUCAUAGCAAAGGGUCUGAAUACUAGUAUUUUUGUUUAUUAUAUUUGUUAAAUUCUUAAAAAAUUAGAAGAACCUGUUUUUGCGUGGUCAUUAUGGGAUAUUCUGAGUAGAUUGCUGAGGAAACGUUUUUAUUUAAGACAGGACACUGGAUUCAGAGAAUUCAAGAGGGGUUUGCCUCUUCAUCAACAGCCAAUGGUGUGCUGACUCCAGCGCAGUGGGAGUCUCGACCCAUUGUUCACCCAUCUUGGAAUACCUGAUGGUGAAAUGCAGAUCCUUCUAUCUCAAGUUGGCACUUAAACUGUAUGAGGCUAUAAACAAGCAGGAAACCAUGCACCUGAAAGCUGCUUUCCUUGUUGUCGGUGAUUUUAAUUCUGUGUCCUUCGCCACUAGGGGUGAUAAAGUGUUAUACCACGGUUACCCUACACACAAGCAAACAUACGUACAAGAAGUCCCGCUUCGACCUCCGCUGAGCCAUCAAACAAGCAAAAGGACAAUAUAGGAACAAAGUGGAAUCCUAUUACACAGACUCUGAUGCCCAACGCAUGUGGCAGGGGCUACAGUCCAUUACGGAUUACAAAGAAAGACCCAGCUGUGAUUUACAUUUUAGUCAUUUAGCAGACGCUCUUAUUCAGAGCGACUUACAGUUAGUGAGUGCAUACAUUUUCAUACUGCCCCCCCUGGCCCCCCGUGGGAAUCGAACCAACAACCCUGGCGUUGCAAGUGCCAUGCUCUACCAACUGAGCUACACGGGGCCUUGUAUGUUUGCUUGUGUGUAGGGUAACCGUGGUAUAAGACUUUAUCACCCCUAGUGGCGAAGGACACAGAAUUAAAAUCACCGGCAACAAGGAAAGCAGCUUUCGGGUGCAUGGUUUCCUGCUUGUUUAUAGCCUCAUAUAGUUUAAGUGCCAACUUGAGAUAGAAGGAUCUGCAUUUCACCAUGAUCGGAGAUCCAUCUUAUUAUCAAGUGACUGGCCAAUUGAAUGGAGGGAAUAGGUGGCCGGUUUUCCCUUCCCCUUAAUCUUGCUCCCCUCUCCUGCCUCUUUUUUGCCAGCGUGUCCUCUUGGAUAGCCUGAAAAUUGGGUCAGAAUUAAACAGAGCCCAGGGCAGAUUAGUUUAAAUUGAAGCCGGAAUUGAGGUUAGUAACUGCCGAUCUGAUGUUCAAAAGUUAUUGUUGAUCAUAAGAAAUCAUAGCGGAUACAUUUCGUGCAAAAAAAGUAAAGAUAAACACAAAAAGAAUCACAAAAUAACAAAGUUUGGUCGAAGCUCACAAGACGGCAGCCGUAUAGUACGGCGCCAUCUUCAAUCACUACUAGAUCGUAGUGUGCACUAUGUCCUCAGAGCUACCUCUGCCCUUCUAAUAAGUGUUGUUUUUGUUUUUAAUUUGGACACUCAUGAAAACAAGAUUCGAGAGAUUUUAUUCUGCAAAAUUUCAAAGAUAUAAAAAUGCAGUGUGUCUUCAAUUCUCCCGAAGUAUGCACUUACAAGUGACUAAGAAAAUGUGACUUAAUUGGAAGAAUGGUAGAGAAUUGGGACCCAUAGGUAUUAUCUUGUUCCUGUGGCCGUAAAAUGAGUAAUUAUCUUUGUCUUCCAGCAACUGUCAAUGCCACAGCACAUCAAGAUCACAGUCACCCGCAAAACCCUCUUUGAGGAUUCAUUCCAGCAAGUGAGUGUAUUAAAAAAUAAUAUUUUAUAUUACAAAUAAAUAAAAAAUAAAAUAUUAGACACCACUGCACUGGCUGUUUUUGUAGUCCUGUGAAUAAAUAAAAAAUAACACUAGUUGAAAAGACAUCAGUGUAAGAGAAAUAGUUUGUAAUUUAUUUUGAGCAACUUUGAGUACUCUAUUUUUGUACCAGUGCCUGUGGUACAGAAUAGCGGAUGAAUACAGAAUAGUCCAACGUUGUAACUGUUUCCAAUUCUGUGUCCAUCAGAUGAUGAGCUUUCAUCCACAAGAUCUCAGGCGGAGACUGUGGAUCAUUUUCCCUGGAGAGGAAGGCUUGGACUACGGAGGGGUGGCAAGGUGAAUGACCUAUUCUGAUAGGUUAAGUAUGAACUCAUGUUAGAGAUCAUUGUAAGAUUGAAUGUUUCAAAAAUGCAAAUGUCACCUUUUUUUUAUGCGUGCGUGUAUGGUAUGUUCUUAUAUGGUGUGUGUGUUCUCAGGGAGUGGUUCUUCCUGCUAUCCCACGAGGUGCUGAACCCAAUGUACUGCCUGUUUGAGUAUGCCGGCAAGGACAACUACUGUCUCCAGAUCAACCCUGCCUCCUACAUCAACCCCGACCACCUCAAGUACUUCAAGUUCAUCGGACGCUUCAUUGCUAUGGUACCUACCUCAAUGCUCUCUAUGGGGUGAAACUUGACUUCCACUUAGGUCGAAUUUCCACACUAUUUGGUUGGAAUAAUACUGUGAAAUUAUGAAAAUUAGGAUAAUGCCCUUUUAGUGUAAGAGCUGUUUGAAAAGACCUCCUGUUUUGGUGGGAUGGAGUUUUGGCCUUCCUGGUGACAUCACCAGGCAGUUAAUUAGUUAAUAGACAAUCAAAAAGAGUUCCAAACCUCUCUGCCAAUAACAGCUAGUUUUCAGUUUUCCCCUCCCAACUCAGACCACCCCUAGACAGUCCUAUAAAAAUGUAUGCUUGAGAAAUUGCUCUUUGCUAAAAAGCUGUUUUUGUUUAUUUUUGACAAUUUGAAAACAAUCACAGUAACGUACUUUAUUGUUACCCAGAUAUGAUUUGAUAUUGAGACAAAAACGGCUGUAUUAGGCCUUUUAAGUUUGUUUGGUGCCGAAUUAACACAACCCUGAAAUAAGCCACACUGUAGUUCCUGAUCACAUCUAGGGCUGUGGUGGUCAUGACAUUUUGUCAGCUGGUUAUUGUCAUGCGAAAGACAGCCUGUCUCACAGUAAUUUACCGUUAAUUAACAUAAACAUGUUUAGCAUCUCCAAGCCUCCACACAUACAAACCGCUGAUGUGCGCCUUUGGAACAUCUACAUUUAAAAAUAUAUAAAUAAGCAAUUGAAUAUACACAUCACAAAAAAUCCAUUAUUUAUUUUAGGCAGGUCUAAAGAAACAUUAUGAUAUAAAGAAAAUGUAUUUCAGAUGAACAGAAUAUGCCUUGACCUACUGUAUGUUAUCUGGCUAUGCGCCAUGCCAUAGGCUGUAGGCUUGUUCAUUUAGCAGACAAGAUAUGCUUAAGUCCCGUGUCAUUGUUUUAUAUAUGAUUCUAUAGUAAGAAGAAUCUAAUUGAACUUAGCUGAAUAAAAAAGAAAGGAUAUUUUUCCCAUUCCGGAGCGAGUAAAUAAAAUGAAGUGGCUAUGUUGAGCGUAAAAGUGAUAAUUGGAAACAGGUCAUAUACGCUAGAUUUAGAGUUAUUUGGCAACUUUAGUUGUGAAUGAUACAAACCUUAGAAUGUCUUAGAAAUCAAAACAUAUAUGGGCUGCAUGAUGCGACUAUACUGCCCUACCAAGCAAAAAGGCAGUAACUGCUCAUUUGGUCGAAAAUUAGGUAAUGUCAUUUUUGCUACAUUAAAUACAUGCUUAAUCAUGUGGACAAGUAUCCUGCUUCAUAUUGUCCCCUGUAGCUCAGUUGGUAGAGCAUGGCGCUUGCAACGCCAGGGUUGUGGGUUCGUUUCCCACGGGGGGCCAGUAUGAAAAUGUAUGCACUAACUGUAAGUCGCUCUGGAUAAGAGCGUCUGGUAAAUGUUAAUGUUAUAUUGUGUUUUGGUGAAAAUGGGGGUCAUAUUAGCAGUAACUGCAAAAAGUUACUGUGAAACCAAGUUAAAUGGCAGUAACUGAACUUACUGCCUUGUAGCUUGGUUUUAACCUGCCCUUGGCUGCAGUUACUGCCUUUUACCUUGGUAUCAUAUCAUUUUAUUCUGAUAGUGAUACAAUCAAACCUGUAUGACACUGACUGACAGCUACACACACAUACAUUGCUAAUCUAGGGACACAACAUCAUGGCACAGCAUUCCCGGGGGGAAAUGAUGGUUGAACUUGCUCUGAAACGCUGACACCCAGACACUGGUAAGAACUAGCUAGCUAAGUAGAUCUGAGAACAUAAUUAAUUAGCUAGAUAGCUAGCUAGCUAACUAGCUGGCGAGCAUAGACUAACAAUGCUACCGGCUCCCAUAAGAGGAGAUCUGCAAUUGAUACUAACUUCAAUCUAUAAGCCCUACAAUGAAUUAUAUUCUGAAAUUUCAUCUGAUGCUUUCUUUGAGUCAGUACAUUCCAUUGGUUAUUUGAAUCAGUAACGUUACACCACACACACAAUCUUUAGCCAGCUAACAGUCAGACGUGCACCCUAUACUGAAUUGUCAAAAGCCACGCACCCUCGUUUUCCGGUUGAGCACACACACAGCAUUGCUACCUCAUUAAAAAUCUAUAUAUUACAAGAUAGGUAAUAAUUUAAUGUAAUUCAAACAAUUGCAGUGCUGCUUUUCACUUUUAUUCUUAUAACAAGACCUGGUCUACUUGUAAAACACAGUAUGUAUGAAAAAAAAACUAACAUAUGCACUCACUAACUGUAAGUCGCUCUGGACAAGAGCGUCUGCUAAAUGACUAAAAUGUCAAAAAAUUUAAAAUGUAAUGUGACUGACGCAGAACCUACAUUAUCAUGUAAAUGCAACUGGUAUCUUAGUGGAAGACACACAAAGGAUGCAGUUUCAACUCUGUUACACUGUCUGUAAUUAUACGCUCUUUUAUUAAUAGCAUAAAUGUGAAGUAUAGUAAACUAACAAAUGAAAAUGGCAGAUACUGCUCUUUGCGUUGGUAUUACCCUGCAAUUUGUAACAUAUCAUGCCAAGGAAGAAGGCAGUAACUGCCGUUUAAGGGUCAAAGGUCAUGUCAGAGGUCAGGUUCAACAUUAAUGAAAAAUUAACUCAACAGAUCACUACAUCUCCAAUGAUCUCCCUAGAAUUCAUUUGGCUGGACAAUUAAAAAAGCCAUUUUUCUCAGUUCCACGCUAUGAGCAGUUACUGCCUUUUUGCUUGGUAGUGCAGUAUAGGCUAUUGAUGAUUUGAAAAAGUUGCAAAAGCUUGCACUCUGUUCCUUGCCUCAGGCUGCACACGCUGUUCUCUCAUCAAGUGAUCAUAUUUUCACCCCUUAGACUAUUCUCAAUUUAAUCUUGUCUUUACUAAUAUGUAAAAUUAGUAAAGAUUUAAGAAUGGCCCGUUAUCAAAUGGUGAGGAACAGUGGUCAAGACAAAAAAGACGUCAUCUGUAUGCACUGGAAUAGCGAAUGGAGGCCACUUUCCACCGGUAUGUUUCUCACUCAUGUAGGCUACUCCGGUUAUUUCGAUGCGCAACAGAUGAUAUUCCACCCAAACUCUGUAUGCCAUGGGCUCUCCAACCCUCUUCCUGCAGAUACCCAGUGCUUAAUUUGGGAAACCAAGUGAAAUCUGUUCGGGAAAAAUGAAAGUAACAUGUUUUCACAAUGAAACAUAUUUCAUUAAACUGUUAACAGCCCCUCUCUCUGCGCACUGGAGAAAAAAAUUAAGGAGAGAUGGGAGGAGAUGGAAACUCACGGGGGUGAGAUAUUCUGUAGCAAAAGGUAAUGUGUCAGCCUAUUAAUUAUGAAAAUACCCUAUUUUAGGCUAUUCAAAUCAAUACAAUUCAUUAUUGUAGGCUGAUAAAGAUCUGAAAUCGUAUUUUAUUUUUUUAUUUCCAUGUGACACAUUGAAGCUAUGUAUUGUAUAAGGCCAUCAAUUUAAGGGGGGGGGGGGGGGGGGGUUUUGGGCUCAUACUGUAUCGGAAAGUAUUCAGACCCAUUGACUUUUUUCCACAGUUUGGUAUUUACAGCCUUAUGCUAAAAUGAUUAUGAUUUGUUUUGCACGGUUCGAUCAAUCGACAGACAAUACCCAUAAUGACAAAGCGAAAACAGGGUUUUUAGAAAUAUUAAAUAAAAUUUUUAAAAAAAAAUUAUGAGACCUCGAAUUGAGCCUCAGGUCCAUCGCUGUUUCCCUUCGAGAUGUUUUCUAACAACUUGAUUGGAGUCCACCUGUGGUAAAUUCAAUUGAUUGGAAAGGCACACACCUGUCUAUAUAAGAUCCUACUGUUGACAGUGCAUGUCAGAGCAAAAACCAAGCCAUGAGGUCGAAGGAAUUGUCCGUAGAGGUCCGAGACAGGAUUGUGUCGAGGCACAGAUCUGGGGAAGGGUUCCAAUUCUUUUUUUUGCGGCAUUGAAGGUUCCCAAGAACACAGAGGCUUCCAUCAUUCUUAAAUGUAAGAAGUUUGGAACCUCCAAGACUCUUCCUAGAGCUGGCCGCAUGGCCAAACUGGGCAAUCGGGGGAGAAGGGCCUUGGUCAGGGAGGUGACCAAGAACCCGAUGGUCACUCAGACAGAGCUCUAGAUUUCCUCUGUGGAAAUGGGUGAAUCUUCCAGAAGGACAACCAUCUCUGCUGCACUCUACCAAUCAGGCCUUUAUGGUAGAGUGGCCAGACGGAAGCCACUCCUCAGUAAAAGGCACAUGACAGCCCGCUUGGAGUUUGCCAAAUGGCACCUAAAGAACUCUGACCAUGAGAAACAAAAUUUGGCCUGAAUGCCAAGCGUCACGUCUGGAGGAAACCUGGCACCAUCCCUACGGUGAAGCAUGGUGGUGGCAGCAUCAUGCUGUGGAGAUGUUUUUCAGCGGCAGGGACUGGGAGACUAGUCAGGAUCUAGGGAAAGAUGAACGGAGCAAAGUACUGAGAGAUCCUUGAUGAAAACCUGCUCCAGAGCGCUCAGGACCUCAGACUGGAGCGAAGGUACACCUUCCAACAGGACAAUGACCCUAAGCACACAGCCAAGACAACGCAUGAGUGGCUUCGGGACAAGUCUCUGAAUGUCUUUGAGUGGCCCAGCCAGAAACCGGACUUGAACCUGAUCUAAAAUCUCUGGAGAGACCUGAAAAUAGCUUUGCAGCGACGCUCCCCAGCCAACCUGACAGUGCUUGAGAGGAUCUGCAGAGAAGAAUGGGAGAAACUUCCCAAAUACAGGUGUGCCAAGCUUGUAGCGUCUUACCCAAUAAUACUCAACGCUGUAAUCUCUGCCAAAGGUGCUUCAAGAAAGUACUGAGUAAAGGGUCUGAAUACUUAUGUAAAUGUAAUAUUUCAGUUUUUAAUGUAAUACAUUUGCAAAAAAUUCUAAAAAUAGUUUUGUGCUUCGUCAUUAUGGGGUAUUGUGUGUAGAUUGAUGAGGGGAAAAUAACAAUUUAAUCAAUUUUAGAAUAAGACUGUAUCGUAAGAAAAUGUGGAAAAAGCCAAGGGCUCUGAAUACUUUCUGUAUACUGUGUUAUAGGCCUGUGCAUAAGCUCUAAUAUGCAUAUGGGUGUUUUGAAUUAAUUAUCACCUUAGAAAGCGCUGUCCAUUUCGUUGUGUUAGGCUUUGAAACAACAUCCACAACAAACAUGUUUUCUACUCUGUUUCAACCUGUUGUUGAACUUCUUUCUUCGAAUUGAUCAGUCACAGUGAGGUGAGUUUUAAAACAACGUACUGUUUUGAUUGUAAAUGUUUGAUGUGAUUUUCGAUUGCAUUUGCAUUCAUGUCAUAGUGGUUAGAGGGACAAUAGAGCCCUGAGUACCAGGCCAUUAGCGACCUGAUAGUGCCGAAGGAGAUGGCUGCCGUUUUACGGGCUCCUAAACAAUUGUGCUAUUGUUUUUUUUCAGUGUAUUUGUAACUUAUUUUGUACAUAAUGUUUCUGCCACCGUCUCUUAUGAGCGAAAAUAGUUUCUGGAUAUCAGGACAACGAUUACUCACCUCGUACUGGGCGAAGAGUUUUUCUUUAACGAGUCGGACGCAAAGGUUUUUCUUCAGACACCCGCCAAGGCCCAAAUCCCAGUCAUUCGCAUGAGAAAGAGACAGAGAUAUCAGGGACGUAGGUCGGGGUGCCUUGUAAGGAUCCGAAAGCGAGUGCUUAAUCUGCCUCUUACCAUCAGUCCUAUUAGCCAACGUACAAUCAUUGGAUAACAAAAUAGACUAACUAAGAUCACGGAUGUCCUACCAACGGGACAUUAAAAACUGUAAUAUCUUAUGUUUCACCGAGUCAUGGCUGAAUGACGACAUGGAUAACAUACAGCUGGCGGGAUAUACGCUGCAUCGGCAAGAUAGAACAGCUGCCUCCGGUAAGACAAGUGGUGGCGGUCUGUGUAUAUUUGUAAACAACAGCUGCUGCACGAAAUCUAAUAUUAAGGAAGUCUCGAGGUUUUGCUCGGCUGAGGUAGAGUAUUGGAUGAUAAGCUGUAGACCACACUAUUUACCAAGAGAGUUUAUCUAUAUUUUUUGUUGCUGUCUAUUUACCACCACAAACCGAUGUUGGCACUAAGACCGCACUCAAUGAGCUGUAUAAGGCCGUAAGCAAAAAGGAAAAUGUUCAUCCAGAGGCGGCGUUCCUAGUGGUCGGGGACUUUAAUGCAGGGAAACUUAAAUCCGUUUUACCUAAUUUCUACCAGCAUGUUAAACUUGCAACCAGAGGGAGAAAAAAAAAACUAUUGACCACCUUUACUCCACACACAGAGACGAGUGCAAACCUCUCCCUCGCCCCCCAUUUGGCAAAUCUGACCAUAACUCUAUCCUCCUGAUUCCUGCUUACAAGCGAAAACUAAAGCAGGAAGCAGUGACUCGGUCAAUGAAGAAGUGGUCAGAUGACCCAGAUGCUAAGCUACAGGACUGUUUUGCUAGCACAGACUGGACUAUGUUCCGGGAUUCUUCCGUUGGCAUUGAGGAGUACACCACGUCGGUCACUGGCUUCGUCAAUAUGUGCAUCAAUGACGUUGACCCCACAGUGACCGUACAUACGUACCCCAACCAGAACCCAUAGAUUACAGGCAACAUCCGCACUGACCUAAAGGGUAGAGCUGCCGCUUUCAAGGAGCGGGACUUUAACCCGGACGCAUAUAAGAAAUCCCGCUAUGCCCUCCGACGAACCAUCAAACAGGCAAAGAGUCGGUACAGGACUAAGAUUGAAUCGUACUACACCGGCUCCGACGCUCGUCGUAUGUGGCAGGGCUUGCAAACUAUUACAGACUACAAAGGGAAGCACAGCCGCGAGCUGCCCAGUGACACGAGCCUACCAGACAAGCUACAAUACUUCUAUGCUCACUUCGAGGCAAGCAACACUGAAGCAUGCAUGAGAGCAUCAGCUGUUCCGGACGACUGUGUGAGUAAGACCUUUAAACAGGUCAACAUUCACAAGGCCGCAGGGCCAGACGGAUUACCAGGACGUGUACUCUAAGCAUGCGCUGAUCAACUGGCAAGUGUCUUCACUGACAUUUUUAACCUGUCCCUGACUGAGUCUGUUAUUCCAACAUGUUUCAAGCAGACCACCAUAGUCCCUGUGCCCAAGCACACUAAGGUAACCUGCCUAAAUGACUACCGAGACGUAGCACUCACGUCUGUAGCAAUGAAGUGCUUUGAAAGGCUGGUCAUGGCUCACAUCCAUUAUCCCAGAAACCCUAGACCCACUCCAAUUUGCAUACCGCCCCAACAGAUCCAGAAAUUAUGCAAUCUCUAUUGCACUACACACUGCCCAUUCCCACCUGGACAAAAGGAACACCUACGUGAGAAUGCUAUUCAUUGACUACAGCUCAGCGUUCAACCCCAUAGUGCCCUCAAAGCUCAUCACUAAGCUAAGGACCCUGGGACUAAACACCUCCCUCUGCAACUGGAUCCUGGACUUCCUGAUGGGCCGCCCCCAGGUGGUAAGGGUAGGUAACAACACAUCUGCCACGCUGAUCCUCAACACAGGUGCCCCUCAGGGGUGCCUGCUCAGUCCCCUCCUGUACUCCCUUUCACCCAUGACUGCAUGUCCAGGUACGACUCCAACACCAUCAAGUUAGCUGGCGACACAACAGUGGUAGGCUUGAUCACUGACAACGAAAAGACAGCCUAUAGGGAGGAGGUCAGAGACCUGGCCGUGUGGUGCCAGGACAACAACCUCACCCUCGUGAUCAAGACAAAAGAGAGGAUGGACUACAGGAAAAAGAAGAGGACUGAGCACGCCCCCAUUCUCAUCGAUGGGGCUGUAGUGGAGCAGGUUGAGAGCUUCAAGUUCCUUGGUGUCCACAUCACCAUCAAACUAUCAUGUUCCAAACACACCAAGACAGUCGUGAAGAGGGCACGACAAAGCCUAUUCCCCCUCGGGAGACUGAAAAGAUUUGGCCUGGGUCCUCUAAUCCUCAAAAAGUUCUACAGCUGCACCAUCGAGAGCAUCCUGACUGGUUGCAUUUCUGCCUGGUAUGGCAACUGCUCGGCCUCCGACAGCAAGGCACUACAGAGGGUAGUGCGUAUGGCCCAGUACAUCACUGGGGCCAAGCUUCCUGCCAUCCAGGACCUCUAUACCAGACGGUGUCAGAGAAGGCCCUAAAAAUUGUCAAGGACUCCAGCCACCCUAGUCAUAGACUGUUCUCUCUGCUACCGCACGGCAAGAGGUACCAGAGCGCCAAGUCUAGGUCCAAAAGGCUUCUUAACAGCUUCUACCCCCAAGCCAUAAGACUCCUGAACAACUAAUCAAAUGGCUACCUGGACUAUUUGCAUUGACUCUGUACCGGUACCCCCUGUAUAUAAUCUCGAUAUUGUUAUUUUACUGCUGCUCUUUAAUUAUGUUUUAUUUUAUUUUACUUAACACUUAUUUUUUCUUAACUACAUUGUUGGUUAAGGGCUUGUAAGUAAGCAUUUGACUGUAAGGUCUACACCUAUUGUAUUCGGCGCAUGUGACAAAUAAAAAUUGAUUUGAUGAUCGUUAGCCAGUUGGGAGCUACUAAUGCAUGUCUGGAGUGCAUAAGAGGAGAUUACCGUGACUCAACGGUCACAUAGAAUUUUACUGCCGGUGUGGCGGUAAUACGGUCACCGCAACAGCCCUUCACAUCCCUGGUUCAUUUUGUUUCUCUCCAGGCCUUGUUCCAUGGGAAGUUCAUCGACACAGGAUUCUCCUUGCCCUUCUACAAGCGCAUCCUGAACAAACCCCUGGCCCUGAAGGACCUGGAAUCCAUCGACCCGGAAUUCUACAACUCCCUCAUCUGGAUCAAGUGAGUCCGGGAAUGGGGGUUAGAAAUGGGAAUUAGUGUGAACAGCUUUCCUUAUAAACGGGAAACGCUGUUGAUUGUUAUUGAGUGAGGGUGAUGAUGACAAGGGUUAGGAUGAUGAUGAUAAUGAUUAUAAGGAAGAGGAAAAGUAGAAAAUGAUGAUGAUUAUAAUAAUUAUAACUAUGAUGGAGAAGAGGAGGAGCUGAUGACUGCCCUCUUGUGAUUCCCAACCACCAGGGAUAACAACUUGGAGGAGUGUGGCCUGGAGAUGUACUUCUCUGUGGACAAGGAGAUCCUGGGGGAGGUCACCACUCACGAGCUGAAGCCAGACGGAGGCAACGUCCUGGUCACUGAGGAAAACAAAGAGGAAUACAUCAGGUAGGAUUGCUGUGAAAACCAACUACACAGAACAAAAAUAUAAAUGCAACAUGUGAAGUGUUGGACCCAUGUUUCAUGAGCUGAAAUAAAAGGAUCCCAGAAAUGUUCCAUACGCACAAAAAGCUUAUUUCUCUCAAAUGUUGUGGAAAAAUUUGUUUACAUCCCUGUUAGUGAGCAUUUCUCCUUUGCCAAGAUAAUCCAUCCACCAGACAGGUGUGGCAUAUCAAGAUGCUGAUUAAACAGCAUGAUCAUUACACAGGUGCACCUUGUGCUGGGAACAAUAAAUGGCCACUCUAAAAUGUGCAGUUUUGUCACACAACACAAUGCCACAGAUGUCUCAGGUUUUGAGGGAGCGUGCAAUUGGUAUGUUGACUGCAGGAAUGUCCACCAGAGCUGUUGCCAGAGAAAUGAAUGUUCAUUUAUCUACCAUAAGCUGCCUCCAAUGUAGUUUUGGAGAAUUUGGCAGUACGUCCAACCGGCCUCACAACCGCAGACCACGUGUAUGGCGUCUUGUGGCUGAGCGGUUUGCUGACGUCAACGUUGUGAACAGAGUGCCCCAAUGGUGGUUAUGGUAUGGGCAGGCAUAAGCUACUGACAAUAAACACAAUUUCAUUUCAUCCAUAACAAUUUUAAUGCACAGGGAUACUGUGACGAGAUCCUGAGGCCCAUUGUCGUGCCAUUCAUCCGCUGCCAUCACCUCAUGUUUCGACAUGAUAAUGAACGUCCCCAUGUCGCAAGGUUCUGUACACAAUUCCUGGGAGCUGAAAAUGUCCCAGUUCUUCAAUGGCUUGUAUACUAACCAGACAUGUCACCCAUUGAGCAUGUUUGGGAUGCUCUGGAUCGACGUGUACGGCAGCGUGUUCCAGUUCCCGCCAAUAUCCAGCAACUUCGCACAGCCAUUGAAGAGGAGUGGGACAACAUUCCUAAGGCCACAAUCAACAGCCUGAUCAACUCUAUGCAAAGGACAUGUUUCGCGUUGCGUGAGGCAAAUGGUGGUCACACAAGAUACUGACUGGUUUUCUGGUCCACAACCCUAUUUUCUUUUUUAAGGUAUCUGUGACCAACAGAUGCAUAUCUGUAUUCCCAUUCAUGUGUAAUCCAUAGAUUAGAGUCUAAUUUAUUUAUUUCAAUUGACUGAUUUCCUUAUAUGACCUGUAACUCAGUAAAAUCUUUGAAAUUGUUGCAUGUUGCGUUUAUAUUUUUGUUCAGUGUAGAAAUCAGUGUGUGUGUGAACACUUUCUCUAUCAGAUGUUUUUUCCAACAGAAGAAAGCUCAUUUUCAUACACAUUAUUGUACGUCUUCCUUUGUGUCCUUCCUUCAGGUUGGUGGCAGAGUGGAGGUUGUCCAGAGGGGUGGAAGAGCAGACCCAGGCUUUCUUCGAGGGCUUUAAUGAGGUCCUCCCCCAGCAGUACCUGCAGUACUUUGACGCAAAGGAACUGGAGGUACACAAUGGGUUCAUUCAUAGACUGAUCUAAUAAGUUUCUGUAAUGAACAAAUGUGACAUGAAAACCACUCACAGAGCUUUUUGCUUACUCAAUCUUUUUUAGACAAUCUUCAAGGGGAGUCUCCAAAUAGUGAGGCCUCCUUUUAAUCUAACCGUAUGACUGUUAAACAGAAUGUGGCAUGAGACCUACCUUCAGUAUUUAAACUUUUCCCUCCCUCUUGCACUGAAGUAUCGAGUGCCUCUGCCCUAGACUGUUGAUUCUCGGGGUCAAUUUGGAAACCAGCAUUGGUCAAUCACCACAAUAGCGGGUUAUAAAACGAAAUUCUCCCAAAGUGAUAUCCGGUCCCCUCACCAGGUGUUGCUGUGUGGCAUGCAGGAGAUAGACCUGGUGGACUGGGUUCAAAACUCACGCUUCCAGAGUGCACAGCUCUUCCCCAUUGAGUGUGGUGUAAUGUAAUAUCUGGUCCCCCCCACCAGGUGAUGCUGUGUGGCAUGCAGGAGAUAGACCUGGUGGACUGGCAGAGGAACACCAUCUACAGGCACUACGCACGCAGUAGCAAACAGAUCCUCUGGUUCUGGCAGGUCAGCAUGGCUCUACCGUUUUAAUGAAGCAGUUAAUUAAUUCAUGAAUUAUGGAAUAUCGUGAAGGGGUGUUUGGCAUAUUUUUACGCAUAAAUGUUCUGACGUGAAAAUGUUUAUUCCAGUUUGUGAAGGAGAUGGACAAUGAGAAACGUAUGAGGCUGCUGCAGUUUGUCACUGGCACCUGUCGGCUCCCCAUGGGUGGCUUCGCUGACCUCAUGGGUACGUUGGAGAAUAAAUAAUACAUGUAUUUGAAAAAGUUAGAGAACAGGCUGGCUAACCCCUGUCCCUGUUAUCCCAAUAUAAGAUAUGUUUUGUUAUAUUCAUUCAACUAACCCACACCUAAAGGGAUUGUUUAUGGAUACUGAGCAAGUCAUCCAUGGAAAAAUAUGUUUGGAGGAUUUUUAUUUGGAUAAAUAAAGACAUUGAGACAGAAGGGGAGACAUAGAGGUAACUGCCAAAAUAUAGGAAACACCAAGUGUCCCCUACCAGAACAGCUUUAAUGUGACUUGGCAUUGAUUCUCUGGAACUCUUAUUGAAGGGAUGAGAUGCCAUUCUUCCUCGAGAAAUUCCAUCAUUAAAAAAAAAAAUGUGGGGGUAGAUCAGCUUUAAUAUUGCAGAUAGAUUGUAACUUCCAUCAAUGUAAUUGUCUGCAUCACUUCCAAUUCCCCAUAUAUUUUUUUUCCCCUAGCAUAUAUAUAUAUAUAUAUAUAUAUAUAUAUAUAUAUAUAUAUAUAUAUAUAUACACACAUACAUACAUACACACAUACAUACAUACAUACAUACAUACAUACAUACAUACAUACAUACACAUACACAUCCUUUAAAAAAAUAUAUUUCCCUUUAUUAUCUUCCAACCCCACCACCCCUUCCCUAAUUGGAGUAAACUAGUGAACAACAUUUGUUGAUGGUGGUGGAAAACGCGGUCUCAGGCGCCGCUCCAGAAUCUCCCAUAAGUGUUCAAUUGGGGUUGAGAUCUGGUGACUGAGACACACAAACAACCUUUCAACCCCCUAUGCUCCCUUGAGACCCAUCUUUCAAAGUCACAGAUCUCUUCUUCUAGUCACAUUAGCCAAAAUAAUGGGCAACUGGGCAUUUGUAUACAUGACCCUAAGCAUGAUGGGAUGAUAAUUGCUUGAUUAACUCAGGAACCACACCUGUGUGGAAACACCUGCUUUCAAUAUACUUUGUAUCCCUCAUUUACUCAAGUGUUUCCUUAAUUUUGACAGUUACCUGAAGAUGGAAAUUGACAAACAAGUAUAGACCUCUAGACCAGGCCCAAUUACAGACAUUGAGGAUUUUUAUGUUACUUGUGUGGAUGAGAAGUGAGGAGAGUUGAAUCGUGUAAUUUAUUUGUUACUUUUUUAGGGAGUAAUGGCCCACAGAAGUUCUGCAUCGAGAAGGUGGGCAAAGAAAACUGGCUUCCAAGAAGUCACACUUGGUAAGUUCAUUCAUGGCGUUACUCACCGGUAGUUUCUCAGCACUUUCACUGUCUGAAUAUCAAAAUCUAAUUCCUGGCCUAUCUAAAGGGAUUGUGCCAGUUCGCCUCUCUGAACUCAAUCUGCAUUAAACGUUGCCCUUCCGCACAAGACUUCUUUGUCGUUUUCAGUUCAACCAUAGACAACCUUUCCUCUCUUUUUCAAAUAAUUUUAUCAAAUAUCUAAUACAUUUCAUGCCACUUUUAUCAAAAGCAACUCUGUACAGUGAGAACAUAAAUGUUUACUAUGUGUCUGUGAUCCCCGUGGGAUUGAACCCCCCCGAUCUUUGUGUUUCUAGUACCAUGCUCUUACCAACAGACACACGGGACCUAAUUUCUCAAGUCUGUAUCAUUUAUGUGUCUAUUUACAAUGUAACUGUCUCAUUCUGUAUUCCUUUUGUGUUUGUAAAGCUUUAAUCGACUGGACCUGCCCCCCUACAAGAGCUACGAGCAGCUGAAGGAAAAGCUGAUGUUUGCCAUUGAGGAAACUGAGGGCUUCGGACAGGAGUAG